Messenger RNA from Adineta steineri, 921 nucleotides. The record is from the annotation of a GenBank genome assembly. Lineage: Eukaryota; Metazoa; Rotifera; Eurotatoria; Adinetida; Adinetidae.
AUGACAUUAACAACAAGGACAAAAAAAACGCCAUCAACAACAUCAUCAUCCUCAACAACAUCAACAACGCCAUCAACAACAACAACAUCAUCAUCUUCAACAACAACAGCAUCAGUAUCAACAUCAUCAUCUUCGACAACAUCAUCAUCUACAACAACAACCACAACAAUAUCAUCUUCAACAACAACGACAACAUCAUCAUCAUCAUCAACAACAUCAGCACAAAAAACAUCACCUAUGGUAACGACUAGGAGCAACGUUAAUACUUCAUCAUUGGUUUUCGUUCCAAAACCCUGCAUUAAUUCAACAUUUAUCGGUCUCAGUUGCAAUAUCUCAAAUAGUCCAUGCAAACUGGCAACAUCAUGUGAAAACGAUGGUACAUGUAUAAACAAUAAAAUGGCAACUUAUGGAUAUAUUUGUUUAUGUCUAUCUGGCUUCAAUGGUACUCAUUGUGAACUCGAUCACCGAAUUUGUAAACCACAUUUAUGUUUACAUAAUGGUACGUGUGAUGGAACAUCGAACACAACAUUUCAUUGUGUAUGUGAAAAUGGUUGGGAAGGUAUUCAUUGUGAAUCAAUGGUCAAUCAUUGUGAAGGUGUAGAAUGUAUGAAUAAUGGUGUUUGUCGACCAUUAUUAUUAGGUUAUAAAUGUGAAUGUCUUGGUACUAGUUAUUAUGGUUCUCAUUGUGAGUUUACUGCAAGAAAAGCUGUUAUCUCAAAAAUCAUUUCAAAAUCAUUUUCUUAUAUUGCAAUUAUUGCUAUGUCAAUUGUUGUAAUGUUUGUUGUAAUAAUGGAUAUAUUAACAUAUUGUUUUGGUAUUGAUCUAACACGUGAAGAACGAGAAAGAUUUCGACGAGAAAAACGAGGAAGAAAAUGGAAUCGUCGUGUUAAUAAGCAAUUGAUCCGUACGAAUAUAUCAUAA